UUAGCAGCUUGUGACAUUUUUUUCCGUUGCCUUUAGCCCAAGAUGUUUACUCGGUUCAACAGUGAAGAAUUCACCGUGGCGCCCGUAAUACCAGUGUACGAAAGCGCGAUGGAAUUAUCUGUGGUAUAUCAAUAAUCAUCGAAGAAUAAUAAAGAGACGCAGAGUCCUAGUGGGCUGCCAUGGACGAUGAGGAGCGUCUUGAUGGUGAGGAGGAAAUGGAGCUUGACGAGGCUUCCGACGGAGAGGACGACGAUGAGGAGGCCAUUGGCAUACCAAUCUCACCGGCCAACUCUGAUCAACUUUUCACUAGUGUUCCAGUUACUCCAGGCAAUGUUUUUUAUCCAGUUACCCCAGAGGAGCCAUUCGAUCAUCCUCUGCGUUAUCAAAAAUUUCCCCUGCCAGGAGGCAAACCAUUGAGUAUACGUCGAGGUCCUGGUAGGCCGAGAAAAGAACGACCCCCAGGCACUUCUGUCCGGGGAUUGGGGGGAGCCCGUAGACCAUUUGGUAGAGGCUCAACACGGGGUAAAGCCCUGGGUUAUGCUCGCGGUGGUGGUAUACGCAGAACAAAAAGCAAGGAUGACGAUACGCAUUCAGAGUCACAGAGUCCUCUGAGACUCGGUGGCGAUGAUACAGUUGGCGAGGGGGGAGAGUCUUCUUCAUUGAUUGACAGAUCAAUGCCAGCACCAGAAGAGCCACCCUACGUAGCAGAAAAGUGGCCAGGAAAAGUGUGUGCAUUGUGUAAUCUCGGUGAACGAAGUCAACUUGGUCAGGGUGAGCUACUACAGCUCACCUAUCCAGUUGGCUUCGUACCCGAGAAAAAUGCCAAUAAUAAUAGUGAGGAGAUCGCUGCCGCCGCUGCCGCCGCCGCCGCCGCCGCCGAUCUUCUCAUGGAUGUGUCUUCCACCGGUGACAAGAGUCCACGUGGUGUUGGCCCUGGAGCUGUCACCUGUCGACGACAAAAAAGCCUGGCUAAAUGCAGAAAUCCUAGUCUUAGUAAUUUCACUGAACCAGUGGAGGAAUUAACUAUUGUUGGCUACUCAGAGGAGCCUGAUGUUGGAUUACUCUUUGAAGCAACUGGAAUUUAUUAUGUACAUAAAUGGUGCGCUAUUUGGUCGAGCUGUAGUAAAGACAUCAUCACGGAGAGCAUAAGCCCAGCGAUAGUUGAUGGAUCGUGCCGUCGGUGUGCUUAUUGUUCACAUUAUGGUGCCGGGAUUGCUUGCAAAGUGGGCUCGUGCAAUCGUUAUUUCCACUUUCCCUGUGCAGCAGCCUCCUCAUGUUUCCAGGACACCAAGAGCCUAUCGCUAUUUUGCAAACAACACUUGGGUCAAGUGCCUCUCCUCAUCAACACUGACAUUGGCUGUAUGCAGUGUUACGGAAUGGGUGAUGUCUCCAAUCUCGUAAUGUGCACAGUAUGCGGUCAACAUUAUCACGGCGUCUGUGUGGGAUUGGCCCUUCAUCCUGGUGUACGAGCUGGUUGGCAGUGUGCAACCUGCAGGGUCUGUCAGGUCUGUCGUCAACCAGACCAAGUCUCUAAAGUGAUGCUCUGCGAGCAGUGUGCCAAAGCCUAUCAUCCUGGCUGCCUUCGUCCCAUUGUCACAUCAAUUCCCAAAUAUGGCUGGAAGUGCAAGUGCUGCAGAGUCUGCGGAGAUUGUGGCUCAAGAACCCCAGGGGCUGGACUCUCAUCACGCUGGCACUCCAACUUCACUGUCUGCGACUCGUGCUAUCAACAGAGAAACAAAGGCUUUUUCUGCCCUAUAUGCAAGCGCGCUUAUCGAGCUGCUGCUUACAGAGAGAUGGUCCAGUGUACUGGCUGCAAGAAAUUUGUACACGGAACCUGUGACGCUGAGGCCGAUCCCACUACUUAUCAACAACGAAAGGAAGCCAAACCAGAUUACGAGUAUGUCUGCACAAAUUGCAAGACUCAAGCACUGACAAAACGAAAGGACAACAUUGACGAUUACUGUGGAGACACCUCCUCCCUUACUGCAUCACAAGAGAGUUUAUAUGGGGAUGGAGGAGACUCAUCAGAGUUUGAUUAUACUGUCGAUGACUCACUCUACAUGGGUGGUUUGGGUAAAGGCAAACCAUUUUGCGCUUCGAAAAUAGCAAAAAAGAGAUUGGGACUUGCUGCUGGUAUUGUGGGCAGGCCCAAGGGUGUUGGUAAACUGGGCUAUCAGAAGCGUCAGAAAUUGAAUGAAUUCGGCAGAAAGAGGGGCCCAAAAGCCAAAAUGAGAGGCAUCUUUGGGGUGCCUGGUGUUGGCCUACAAAAACCCCAAUCAGAUUCGUCUAAGGAAGAAGAGCCCGGUGUAGAGAAUAGACUUGUCUUGUGCUCGGCUAAGGACAAGUUUGUCUUGACCCAAGACAUUUGUGUUAUGUGUGGAGCCAUUGGCACUGACUCAGAGGGUUGUUUAAUAGCUUGUGCCCAGUGCGGACAGUGUUAUCAUCCUUACUGUGCAAAUGUUAAAGUGACAAAAGUUAUAUUGCAGAAGGGAUGGAGAUGUUUGGAUUGUACUGUUUGUGAGGGCUGCGGUGAGAGACACGACGAGGGACGUCUUAUUCUGUGUGAUGAUUGUGACAUAAGUUAUCAUAUUUACUGUAUGGAUCCACCACUGGACUACGUGCCCCACGGUACAUGGAAGUGCAAGUGGUGUGCAUUGUGUCAGACUUGUGGCUCCAAUGAUCCGGGAUUUAAUAGCAGUUGGCAGAAAAAUUAUACACAGUGUGGCCCUUGUGCUUCACAUUCAGCUUGUGCCUCCUGUCAGGAGCCUUAUAACGAGGGGGAUUUGAUUAUUCAGUGUGUACAAUGUGAAAGAUGGCUGCAUUGUGGUUGCGAUCACAUUAAAACUGAGGCAGAUGCUGAAAAAUGCGCCGAGGAGGGCUACAAUUGUAUUUUGUGCAGACCAAGGGAUGUACCACCACCACAUAUACUGUGCAAUUUACCUAAACCACAGUUGCACAAGUAUCCAAGAUCACCAGCAGCAGCAGCAGCAACAGCACCACCACCACCACCACCGCCACCACCACUUGUACGAAGCCCAGAGCUUUAUAAUAAACCAUCGACACAGCAGUAUUUAGUUGAUGGGGUUUAUCUUUCUGAAGCUGGAAUGCAUCAUAUCAAGUCGUUGACUUUUGAGCAACAGCAAACGAGAAAGAAGAGGCGAAAAAUCCUACCAGUUAUUGAUAAAGAUGCCGACAUUAUGGCCACCAUUGAGUCUGUUGUCGCUGGCAGUAGUUUAGAUAAUUCUUUGGAGGAUAAUGGCAAGCAUAUGGAUAUUGAUGUUAAAAAUGAGCCUGAUGAGGUUUUGAAGGAGGGCAUGGUGUGGACACAUGCUGAUCAACCACCACCUGAGGGCUACAGUCUUUAUACAACUGAGAAUGGAAUCUCUGUGCUGAGAAGAAAACGACAGAGGAAUCUUCAGAAGCUUGGAAUCGGGGGAUUUGUUGUGAGAUUGAGGGGAACAAGAAAGGAUAAGGGUGAGCAUGAGGCUGCUGGUGAAUCGGAGUCUAAGCCUGUUGAACAGACAGGCAGUGCUGUAUCUUUGAGUGAUGAAAAACCCAGAAAAAAGGGACAGAGAAAGAAGCAACAGCCCAAAUUGGCUGAAAGUUUUCCACUCUACAUGCAGGAGGCUUUCUUUGGAAAAGAACUGAUGGAUAUCACCAAAGACAGGGAUCUCAAGAGCAGCAGUGAUUCCGACAGUGAGAGAAAUGUCUCAGCUAAUGGCGAUACAAUACAACUCUCGCAGGAUGAGUUGAAGGCUAUUGAGCAGAUCAAAACAAAGAAUGCCAAAGAGAAUGAAGAACAGGAGAGCAAGCUACCUAACGAUGCCCUGGUCAAGAGGGAGGAGGAGAUUAUUAAUGACGAUGAUGCCAGCGAUACCGAGGCACUUGGUGAUAUUUUGCCCAUUUCAACGGAUCUGCUUGAUACCGAUGAGCUUGUUAACACUAUUAUGAAUGAACCUGAUGAGGAUCUGGCGGUCAAAGCUAGUGAGGCACUUGUUGAUGAGCUUGAUGAUCCACCUGGACAGAGUAGAGAUGAAUUGACGGAUAUUCUCAGUCCUCAUUUCAAUCUAGAGUCCAUGGUGAGGGACACAGGACUCCCCAAUAUGGACAGCAAAGAUGUUGAGGAGAUAUUCAAGGGAGUCCUCACUGAUGAAUCUCAAGAGUCUCAGGAAUCAUCAGUAUUUCCUAUUCAGGCGCAAACUCCUCGCACUCCUUCCACCACAACACCACUGGUCUCACCGUCACCCCAUCCCAAUUUGUCGACGGCAAUUCCACUUGGGAGACCACAAUUACCUGGUUCACUUCCACCUGUGGCACAAUCCAAUCUUAACUCGCCCAUGAGCUUCCCACCACCAUCGCCUUAUCACUCCGAGUACAGCAAUAGUCCGCAGUUUAGUCCUGCAUUUUCUGAACCACCCAGUCCCUGGAUCAAUCCUGAUGAGGAGGGCUCGGGGGGACCUGUCGCAGUAGCCACUGGCAAACAGGGCAAUAAUGCCAAGAUGUUUCAGGAUGAGAAACUGGGGGCUGAAGCCACCAUCUCUUCGGUUCUUUAUGCUAAUAUGAAUCAUCCUGAGUGGAAGGAGGAAUUCCCAUCAUGGCCGGAAAGAUGUAAACAAAUUCUCAAAAAGUGGCGGGCUCUGCCGAAUGAAACAAAAGCCCCAUACUUGACACAGGCCCGUGACAAUCGAGCCACAGUACGCAUGAAGAAGACUCAACAGAUACCCAAGGAUAUACCAAGCACGAUCCAAGUAACAGCAACAAGUUCACCCACCAUCAUGACGAAACCAGUAACAAGCAUCACACCAUCCCAAGUAACUCCACUAGUUGGAAUGGGUACAGGUCAAAAGCAAAUUGGAUUGUUGGCCUCAGUGGCCAGUGAUAAAGCCCAGGAGAAGCAAGGAUUACCAGGACAAGUGCAAACAGUCAUCAGUGGAUUAUCACCAGUUGUUGGUGGUGCUGGUGUUUCAACAGGCUCACAAAAUAUAGCGGAGGUGUGUGCGGUGCAGGGACCGCCGCCGAGGCAGCUAACAACAAUAUCCCCAAGUCCAUCCCCCACCUCCAGUACAUCCUCAUCACCAAGACCAAACUCAGUCAAUUCAAUGAAUUAUAUUAGCAAUUUAUCGUCACACCAAGAUACCAAUGGUACAGUCAAAGUAACACAGUUACCAGCCACUGUUACAACGACUAUUGUCACACAAACGACAAGUAAUAACGUUGCUGGACAAACUAGUCAAUUGACGACAGUUCAACAACGUAAUUCAACUAAUCAUAUCACGAUAAGUACAAGUACCAUUGUCAAUAAUCAAAUUGUAACACAAGUGUCACACGGUAGUAGUAAUACUACUGCUGGUGGUGGUGGUACAAUCGUUGUGGCUGGUACUGUACGACAAUUUACCACGGUAGACCAUCAAAUUCGAGUGCUAACCCCCUCUGAAAUAAUGCGCACCCUCCCAUCCCUCAGCCAGGAGCACUACGAUCCGCCACCCACUGCAAUUAUUCACACUGUACCUGUACAGACCCCGGCCAUGGAACAGGAUAGACUGUCAAAUCGCGAUCGAUCAACUAGAGAGGCUGAGCAGGAACGCCAGUGGAAGCAGUUGCAAGCCCUCAGACAACAGCAGGCACAAUUGCAACAGCAAGUCAUUCAUGAACAACGUGUACAUGCUAUGACAAGGGUACAUAGGACAAUUAAUGACGAUGGAUCUCAGAUGACUACUGAUGCUAAUUCUGGACUUACUGCACAAUUACAAGUUACAACAUCACAAGACGGUAGCCAACUAGGGCCAAUGACAUCACCCUCUCCAGGCUCUCGAGGCACCUUUGCCACACCACCACUGAAAGUAAAUCGAAUAGCAGCAGCAGCAGCAGCAGCAGCCCCGCAGAGUCCCCUGCAAGGGCAUCCUCGUCUACCAAAUCAGCCCUGCGGCGUCACAGUGACACGUCCAGUGGGGACAAUAGUUCGCCCAGGGAUGCCCAAUACCUUCACUCAACCACCCUCGCCAUUCUCCCCGCAGGCACCCCAGUCACCCCACGAUUUUCCUCAGUCACCAGCCUCCUCCCAGCCCCAGGCCCAAGAGCACUUCCAGAGAUUCGAGAAUCCUGAGGGCUUCAGCCAAGGGAAUCAAACCCCUCGUCCAAUAAUGCCAGGUACCCCCACCUACUCCACAUCCCCCAGAAACGAUGUAUUCUCUCAACCACCUGGUACCCCACGUCCUAUUUUCAAUCCACCAACACCUCGUACAACCACACACGUCUAUGCUCCAUCACGUACUCCCGAUCCUUAUAGCAAUCAGCCCCAAACACCCUCGCCAGCAUCGAGUUACACAUCACCGAGGCCAGAAUCACGACAAGAACCCCCCCAGCCACCUGAGGUAUUCAGCCAACAGCCUGAAGUCAAUCGACAACUGAGGGAUCUCCUUCAGAGGCAACAGUUUAGCAAAAAAAUUGAACAAAUACCUGGCAAUUGGAGCCAGGAGCCACAGAGUCCUGUGGGUGAGGGAGUGCCGCCACAACCAUUUGAGCAGGGCCAUGUUCAAAUUCCUCAGCAUGUUCAAUCUGCUCCUAAUAAUGUUGAAGGAACUUUCAGGCAUCCUUUGCCACCUGGUAUCAGACCCAGAAUGCCUCUUCAAUUGAAUGUUUUCAUUAGGAAUUCACAAGGAAAUGUCGAUGCAAGACUUCAGGGAAUCGAUCCCCGAACUCGAAUGCUCGUCCAGCGACCCCAAAUUUCAAGCCUUCCCCAGCCGCACUUCCAGAGUCAGCAGCUCCAGAAUCCCCAACAAAUUCUCCAACAGAGGAUGCCGGCCCCUCGAAACCCAGUGUCCGAGCAGUAUGAAAUGCUCCAGCAGUCUCCGCAAGUUGCCCAGUCCCAUCCCCAAAUCCAGGCUCCGCCUCCAGCUCCAAGAUUCCCAGAUCCUAAUCAAUCGAUGCAGAGGAUCGUUCGUGCUGGUCAGGACAUGAAUCAGAGUGUGCGAAUGAUGGCACAGCAGAGCAUUGCACGUCCACCUCUAAUAGCAUCGACUGUUAAUGAUAAUCCAUCCACGGCUUCAGAGGCUUCAGAGAUUCCGGAUAAUGUGACAGCUGAACUGGAGAAACUCGAGCAGGAGGGGGCGCCCAUGGUAGAGGUCGAGGGCGUCAGUGCAAUAUUAGGUGAUUUGGCUGAAGAUGACGAUGAGCUUCUUGCUGAAAUGGGCGCAGAUUUCAAUAUCCUUGAGUACGCUGAUCCUGAAUUGGAGAGUAUCACUGGUGGGGAGAAAACAAAUAUCUUGGAUAUGGAUUUGGAGCAGGUAGAAGUCGAGACGAAAGAGGAAAAAUUGAAGAAGGAAUCAUCCAAAGUGGAGGAACAUAAGACUGAAGAGAUGGGGGGAACGACGAGUGCUCACGAGAUGGGGGAUAAUACAGCCGUUUCAGCACCGGUGGAGGAGGUGCCUAGUGUGCCUGCUGCUGCUGCUGCUGCUGCUGCUACGUCUGUUCCAGUGCCUCAGAUACCGACCAGUCAAACUCAGGCACCCAGUGCCCCUAUGCUCCCACAAAAUCAUCCACAAGUUGUGGCUGUGCAGCAGCAGAUGAAUCAUCAUUUACAGCAAGCUGCGGCUAUGGGAAGACCCAUUCCUCCGGGGAUGAGACUCACUUCACUUGAUGGCACUAUUGUUGGGGUAGUUACGUCGACGAAUACUGUUACUGUUAGCUAUCCGUCGACUUUUCCGGGGCAUGGCGUACAGAGGGUGCCACAGCAACAUAUGCAGUUACAACAGCAAAGAUUAGGCAUGAGAGUACCAGCAGGUGUCCAAGGUGUUCCAGGCAGAGUGGUAUCUGUCAGUCACAUGGUUGGUCCUCGAAUGCCUCUGGCACCACCACCUCCGCCACCACCACCACCUUAUCCAGGCCCUCCACCACCAUAUCCAGGACCAGUACAGCAGUCGUGUUCGCAGGAGCAACCGUUGUUACUGGAGGAGCUCUUGGAGCAGGAGAAGAGGGAACAGGAGAAACAGCAGAAACAACAACAACAGGUUGAAGCUGCAACACCAGGUCCUCUGUUGAGUGACGUUGAGUUUGAAAGACUUCGUGCUGAUGUGCUUGGAUCAACAACUUUAGGAUCCCCUCCUCAUCAGGCUAUUGCUGGUCCCUCUACUGGACCCAUUAUCAGGCCUCCAGGCAAGCCACGACCUCCUUCUGCACCGGGACCUUCGAGUCAAUGGCCUCAGGUGCCUACAGCCGUUAAUUCACCGAUUCAAUCGCCUAGGCAACCAAUUGCUACACAGACAGCACCAGAAUGUACGAAAAUGAGGAUUGCAACAUUCAACAUUCCCCACCUGCCGGCACCCCCAGCUCCUCCAGACGUCAUUGCCACCGAGCAAGAUCGAAUGAUCCAGCUUCAUUACGAGCAAUGGCUAGUCCACCAGGGCCAAAUUUUGAAGCAACAACAAACCUACUACGAAACAGAAAUGUUGAAACUUCGAAAGGUGAAGAAAUCACUGAACAGUAAGAAGCGUCAGCUCAUAAAAGCGGGUAACGAGUUGACGGAGAGUGACGCAAUCGAGCUCAAGAGAAUCUCAGAUGAAGCAGCAGCCCUCCAGAAAUUUUUGGAGCCCAGCAGAAAGCAAUUUCGUCAACACAAUAUCCUAGCUCAGGAGUACCAGAACAAACAACAGCAGAGGCAAGUUCAACCCCAGACAUCAGAGCCCUGUUCACCUUUGAUGUCACCCUCUCAACAUUCAUCUCCAAUGCACAGUCCAGCUGGACUUGUAUCUCACAGUCCUGGGCCAGGCUCAUCAGGAAUGAUUCAACACUCCCCAGCAACAUCGAUGAUCCAACACAGUCCAAAUGCUCAGAUGUUGCAACACAGUCCAGGGACACAACAGCCAACUAAUCCUGGAACUAUGUCACCUCAUAGUAUGCAACCCUCUCCUAGAAUAGGAACUCCUCACUCUCAAGGUGAGGAAAGUCCUUUCAGUCCUGGAGCAAUGCCAUCUCCAGGAAUGUGUGGACCCUCAACGAGGAUGACAUCCCCACAACAUCGAGCUGUGAUGAGCAGUAGACUUGCCACGAGUCCUGGAGCAUUCUCCCAAGAUCGAGGGAGCCAACAAAUAAUGAGUGAGCAAUCUGUGAGACUCCAAAACAUUCAUCAGAGAUUCGUGAGACCCUCCAACAUUGGGGAAAUGGGACAGAGGCCGAGAAUGCAGAUGCAGGGAGGAAUUAUUUACAACCAAAGGUCACCCCUGGGCAGUCCUCAACCCUCCCAACAACAGCAUCAACAGAUGAUGACUCAACAACAACAUCAACAAUUAUUACAGAGACAAAUCCAACAACAACAGCAGCACGAAAAUUCAAUGAAUCAAGAACAGAAUAUAAUGAAUCAGAGGAAUAUGAUGGCUCAACAGAGGCAGAUGAUGUCCCAGAAUCAACAGCAGCAGCAGCAGCAGCAACAGCAGCAGCAGCAUCAGCACGUUAUGCAGAAGCCUCCAACCUCCCCAAUGGUCUCACAACCUGCAAAUUCUCCAAGUCCUCAGCUUCACCAACCGAUGCAGCAGAAUUAUGGACAGCCUCCAAACUCUCCAAUGCCUAGGAGUCCAAUGGUGCAGCAGACGAUGGGUUCCCCAAUGCUUCAACAACAAUUGAGUCAAAGCUCUCAACCUCCUAGUCCUAUGGGAGGAAGAAUCCACCAUCCGCCAACAUCACCAAUGGUCUCUCAGUACCAGCCGAACCCUCCUAGCCCUAUGGCGAGGUCUCACCCAUCAACAUCUCCAAUGCUUCCACACCAAUUGAACAAUCAGCAUCAUCCACCUCCUCCCCCAAGCUCACCAAUGCCCAGGAGUCCAAUGGUCGCUGGCUCUCCCAUGCAGAUGCAGAGGAGACAAUCCAGUGGAAACAGUCCAGCUAUGCCAGACAGACCUCAGAGUGUGGAGAAUCCAGGGACACCUAGGACACCUCACACACCUCAUACUCCUCAUUAUAAUCAACAGAACUCUGCACACGUUGAACAACAACAACAACAACAACAACAGCAGCAGCAGCAUCAAAUGGAAACUUCCCAGUCAGCAGACCAUCAGAAUCGAGGAGGUGGCAAUCCACACAACCCCAUGAACCCUAUUCCCUUCAAAAGGAACUUUGGAAGGUUUGGAUUUAUAAAACUAGGGCUCCGAGGGGGCUCUCCCAUGUGGUCUACUAAACCUGAAUCCAGUAAAGGCAAGACAGAACCAAGAAUAUCAACUAGUACAGUAUCUGAUGAAAAAGCCAAUACCUCAGCUGUUCACAGAAAAACUGGCAUCUCUCAAUCAAAGAUAAAUAGUCUAGUCUGUGCUGAUUACAAUGACUUUGAUGAUGACUCUCAUACUCCACCGCAAACCCCUCCGAAUAGAUCAGAUUCUAAGGUUAUUCAGGGAACUGUUCCUGACAAAUCCAGUAGUCUGGGAAUUGGGAGUCCCAGUGAUAAAUUGGAAUCAAUGCCAGAUACAACUGAUUACGAUGAUGACAAGACUAUUGUCAAUGAAGAGGUGACACUGAGUUCAACAGCUCAAAGGGACAACGACGACAUCACAGUGAUAGAGGAGUUCUCGGAAUCAGAGCUUGGAGAUGUAGUUCUGGGGGCUCUGGAUCCGGAAAUGCAGGAAGAGUACGUUCUCUUUGAGCAGGACAUGGUGGUAGAUCUCUCAGUGGACUCCAAUGAUUCAUUGAGUCACGCAUUAGUUAAUAAUACCAAUCAGAGUCAUGAUCUUGUGCAGAUCCUUGAAAUUCAACAAGCCCAUGACGAUCACGUCCUCAGUGAUGAGGAAUUGAUUCCAACACAGAAUAGAAACAAAAAGGGACUUCGAUUGGAUAUAGUUAGAACUCUUGGCAGUGGAAAACGUCUGGUGGCUGUGACUGACACUCCUGAAUCACCUGAUCAGGAGGAGAUGAUUGAUCAGUCGCCUGGAACCUCUCCAUUUCUCGAUGAUAGGGAGGAUCACAACUUCAUGGCUCUGGUUGGAGAGUCUGAGGUGGUUAUCAUUGAUCCUGACACAAAGUCCCCUGAGGAUCAUUUGUCUAAAGAGGAUUGUGGAGACGUGGAGACUGAAAAGAUUGAUUGUAAUUCUAUGGAUGCUAGUCAAAAGGCCAAUGAUAAUGUUGAGACAUCAACACCUGGUGAAGGGACUGAUAAGAAAAGCUCUAAUUUAAAUUUUUCUGACAAGUCCCCCCCUACGAGUUCAACAACAAUUGACAAUCCUCCUCGAGGUUCUAAUGAUGUUCAACUUAUUCCUCUCGAUGAGAUUAUGGUAAUUUCAUCAAAAACAACAGGAGGGGGUAGUCCUCCUCCUCCUCCUCCUCCUCCUCCUCCUCCUCCAGGAAAUGAUGUCAAAGAGAUCAUUUCGACUCCAUCAAGUGAUAGCCAAAAAUCAUCGGUUUUACAUGAAAAGGACUGCAGCAGCCUUAUUGGUGAUGUACAAAUAUUUGUGACAUCAAGUCCAACAGCAAAAGAAACUCCAUCCGUAAAGCAACAAAAGGUCAACUCUAUUGACAUUACUGAUGGGCCAGUUGAGGCCCCUAAAAUCGACGAUAAAUCUGAAAUCACUCCAUCUAGAUCUGUAUUUCACGCACGAAUUGAAACCGAGACAAUAGUCAAUCCUGUCUCGGUGAAAUGUUCAACAGUCUCUCCUCUGAAUCCAAAACCAUCGGUUCCAGAGUUAUCUCCAAAAGAGAACGAACACUCAUCACCAAAAGCAAGCCCUGUAGCCCCUGAGAAACUAUCGACAAUCAGUAAAUCAAAAAAAGAUCCAGACGAAUUAUCUGCCAAGGCUGAACAAUCCAUCCCAGUCUCGUCUAUUAUCAACUGCACUGCAUCAUCAUCAUCAUCAUCAUCAUCAUCAUCAUCAUCAUCAUCAUCUUCCGAAGUCCUCGAAGAAUCCUUAGAAGAGAAGAAGACUGACCCUUUAAACACAACAGACGAACUCGAGGACAUGCUGGAGAAGAUUCACAAUCCCGCUGAGAACGCUAUAAACGGUGAGAGUAAGAAGGAAAAGCCCGUUGUUUCACCCCUCCAGAGGAUAUCCCCAGUCGUCGACGAAAUGUCCUUGGUCAACAUUCUUGAAAGCGAUGCAGAUCCCAUCAUCAGCGAGAAAAAAGACGACGAGAGGGAAGAUAAAUUCGAUAUAAAAAUCCCAAAAUCAGAGCCUCCAACCACGUCAGACAGAAAAACUGAGCCAGAGUCAUCAUCAUUAUCAUUAAAGCCUUUUGAAAAGGCUUCUGUUCAGCACUCGGAGGAUUCCUGUGAGUCUCCAGAGGAUAUUCUAGAUAUGCUGGACAACAUAAUCUCGACGAAACCAGAGAUGGUGGAUACUGACAUUUUAGAAGAUGACAGAUCCAGAAAAUCAAGCCUGAUUUAUCAACUACCAACUCCUCUGGAAUCCCUUCCCCUGAACAUUCUCCAGGAUUCGUUGAUGGAUUUGGAGGCUCCAGGGGAAAAUGAAACCCAAACUGAGGAUCCUCCACUUUUGGAUCGCGGAUCCUCAUUAAAAUCUCCUGGAAGAGUGAAGAGCCCCCCUCCGUCAUCUCAACUUCCAACAACAGCUGCAGUUAACACUGUUGCACAACUCCAACGGAGCACGACAACAGUUCCUCAUCUGUCGCCUCUAUCAAAGCCCACAGAGUUGACUUCAAACGUUGCAAACGUCUCCCAUCAACUCAGAACUUUAUUGUCAUCCCUUCAGACCAAUCAUUCCCAGAGCUACACAACAGCUGGACAGGCCACAUUAGUCUCCAUGGUCUCAUCAGUCUCCUCUUCAGUAUCGAAGACAAGUAUUGUGGUGACUGCCACUGGAACAAACUCUCUAAGUAGUAGCCCAUCGGCAACUUUAAAUUUCACUAAAUCCUCAGUCGACACAACGAGUACCUUCUCAGCAGGUGGAUUGAAAGAAUCUUCAAGUGUCAUUCCUUCAUUGAACAAGACAACAUCAUCAGAGCAGUUCAAUAGGAUCUCUUCGAGCUCAGUUGGAGGUGCUCUGGCGAGUUUACCGUCUCCAACGAUUGCCUCAAGAUCUGGCACUAAUUCGGGAAUUUCUAUUACUUCAAAUGCAAUGUUGAAUGCCAUGCUAUCGAGGACCACUUCGUUAACAAAACCAACGAUAGCUGGUCAUCGAGCCAACACCAUCACCAGUAAUCUCUUGAGUUCAGUCCUACCAACUCCAACUAUUCAAAAGUCACACAACAUUCAGACAAUUCUCCAGGUCAGCACGAGUAGUGGAUUAAUUUCAUCCAAGGCAUCUCUAAACGCCGCCCCAACAGUCGUCCCAACUUGUUCAGUGCAAUCAGCGAAAACUGUUGUUCCUCCAAUGGUAUCCAACGUCGCCAACACCAUUAAUGUGACAACUUCAAUCCUCCAGUCGACUCUAUCACAAGCACCAACACUUCUUCAUUCCCAAUUGUCUGGACAGAAUCAGUACAAAACGACAGGGCUUUUACCCAUUGACAAUAAAUGUGGGGAAUUGGAUAGUAGUCUAGUUCAGACGUCAAAAGAUGAAGAGGUGAAGGUGUCUCAGACAGGAAUAGCGAGGUCUGAAGAUACCAAGGGGGUCAAUGCUCACAGAAUGGAAGAAUCUCAAAAUGUUCUUCUUAAACAACUUUUGCAGAAUACUGCAUGUGCAACCACAGUACCACCUUCAUCGACCUCAUCAGCCCCAAAUCUGCCAAUAGUUCCAUCCUUGGAGGCUCAACUGGCAAGACCUAUCCCCACUCCACCACCUUCAUUGAUUCCACCUUUGUUGAACAAGAUUCCAAGUACGAAGACAGUUACGAAGCAAGUGCUCACAAGGGAGACAUCAUUCGUAUCUCAAGCCCCUGUCUUAAAGACUCAGAGUAGUUCCCCCACGAAGGAAGAGCUCCCGAAACCAACGAGUUCAGUGUCCUCGGGGCCUGUUACACCUCUCCAAACAGUCCAGCCUGUCCAGCCUGUCCAGCCUAUUCAAACCAUCCAAAGACCAAUGGAGACCAAUAUCCCAAAGGUCCAACCCAAAGUGUCAUCUCCUCAAGUGUUGUUACCUCAACCUAUUUCAACAGUUGCUACUAAACCACUUUCGACACUUCAGACACAGAAAACUGAAUCUCCAUCACAGUCAGAGGUGGUCUCCACGCCUACCAGUAGCACACCUCCAGUUACCGCAAAGACACCAACAUCAUCAGAACCAGUAGCUCUAGUACAGCAGAUUAGAGUGACAAACGUUCCAACGACCUUCACGCGGCUUGUACCAACUGCUAAACCAAUCCAACCGACAAUGCCUACAGCGCACAAGAUAAUGCCCCCAAGUCCACAAUUAUCGAAUAACAUACAGACACCACCGCAGCCAUCAACACCAGUACCAACGACCCCUCCACAAACGCCACAACCCCAGGGCCAAAGCCAGGUAUCAGGAUCAGCACCACAGCAAAAACAAACAGUUCAAAUGCAACACCAAUUGCCCCCCCAACAACUGCAAACACCAAGAACCCAAGUAGUUAAUACUCUACAACCGUCAGUGCCUCAGACGAUGCCCAUUAAAAUUGGCCAUCAAACUCACCUCCAACAGGGUGUAAUUGCGCAACACACAGUGCCUUUAGUUGAAGUUAAAAAAGAAAUUCUCGAUGAAGUACUGUCGGGUAAUCCACCAGUGCAAAAUUCUGAUACCAAAGAUUUUCUUACUGCCAAAGAGGAGAUUAUGGAUUGUACUAUUGACGAUAAAAACGAUCUUAAGAAAAUUAAGAGACGACAGUAUCAGCAGAAAAGACGACAGAGUCAGGGCAAGGAUGCGUCUACCCAGCCGCAGAAAAAGAGGUCACGUAAGGUGUCACGAUUGGACGAGGAUUACGACACAUUUAUAGAUAAUCUGAUGGUGCAAUUGCGUCAAUUACCCCAGAUGACGGUGCUUGAACCUCUCCUGGGGAGGAAUUACGGUGUGUGCCCCAUCUUUGGAUCUGGGGACCUCUCGAAAAUAGGAAAUCAAAGGGACUACAACACCAGAACUGGAGAUUGCAGUGGAGUUUAUGGAGUUGCUAGGCUUCUGGGUGUCUCUGAUCAUUACAAUACCCAGCCUUUUGGUGAACAGGAGCCCUCAACUCCUCAGCAACCAACUUCUACCCAACGAGGCUUCUACGAUCAAGAGUUUCCACCUCUCAAGCUGGAUGACACACUUGAUAAGAAAGAAAACCAGUUGAUGACUCGUGACGUUGAUACUCCUGACACAAUCGUCAGUUCUUCUUCACCUGAGUGUGUUAUUCCAGAGUUUGUCAAUCGUUUUCCAGGUUUGAGACUCAUUGAAGAGGAGUCUGACGAGGAGUCUGACUGGCUCAAGAGAGUCUCCCCAGUUAUUCCUCUGAUUUCACCCAUUCCAAUUCGCCUGAAACCACCAGCUCCUCACAUCAAGGACAAUUCCAAACAGGAUAAAGAGAAUUUGGGGACAACGAGACUGGGAAAAUCUCCACCAAUUGCUCUACGUGAGAAUGGCAGUGUCACAGUGACAUUAACAUUGAAUAGUCAAGCAGCUGAUGACAUUAUGGGAGUCCUCAAGGACCUUGCCAAUAUCCUCAACAUCUCUCCACCGAAUGGCUAUCAGAUUGUGGAGAGAACAACAACUCCUCCUUCCCAAAAACUUGGGCUUUAUCGAACAAAGGGCAAGGAUGGCAAAGAGGGUGCACCCAUUGAUAUCCAGAGCAUCCUCAAUGGUGCUGCUAAAUUUUGUCGUCAUUGUGACGUUGUCAUCCUCAACAGUCUAAUACGUAAGAAAGUAUCAGACCUUCCAUUUCUGAGUAAAGAAGAAGCAGAACCAGGGGAUGAGCUCUGCUUCUGUUCAGCUGCCUGCUACAUGCAAUUCGCCCUCAUGCAUCGAACCCCAACGACUCAAGGGAAAGCAGCAACAAUAGUGGAUCAUUUGUGUUCAAAAUCAGAUGUCAAACUCCUGGACAAUACUCUGAAGAAGAAACUCCAAGAGAAACGUUCUCUUGAUAAACAAAACCUAGGAUUGGAGGGAUUGGAGGGAUUGGAUGUCGAUCCCAUGGAGAUAAAUCCUGACAUUAAAAUCAAAACCGAGAAAGAUGAUUCUGAUGGUACAAUGAUAUCUGAAAAUGUGAUGCAGCUCGAGGAGAAGAGGCCCAAGAAACAUGCUGCAUCUGAAGAUCUCCAUCGGGCAAUUGAUCCAGCAGAUCCACAACCUCCAGCCAAACUCUGGAGAGGACUGAAAUAUAAACUCUGGACGAUGGGGGGAAUUCAACCAGCAACAAAAUACAAGAAACCAACGGACAGGGAGAUAACAGAGAUGUUGUUCAGAAUGGGAGUGACUGUUUCCCCAGUAAAGACUGAUGACAGUCGUCGGUGUAUGUUCUGUCAGAACCAGGGGGAUGGGGCUGCUGAUGGACCUGCUCGUCUUCUGAAUUUCGACGUUGACAAGUGGGUGCAUUUGAACUGCGCAUUAUGGUCUGAAGACGUUUAUGAGACGGUCAAUGGAGCCUUGAUGAAUCUGGAUGUUGCUCUUCAACACAGCUUGGUCCUUAAUUGCGUAGUUUGUGAAAAACCUGGAGCCACAGUCAAGUGCUUUAAAAACAGAUGCACCAAUGUUUACCAUCUUGGCUGUGCAGUUAAGGAUGGCUGCGUCUUCUACAAAAAUAAAAGCACUUUCUGCGCUCAGCAUGCCCAGAAGAACGACAAGGAUAAUGAAUUAACAACUCUGUCGGUUUAUAGGAGAGUCUACGUCAAUAGGGAUGAGAAUCGACAGGUGGCAGCUGUCAUGCAUCAUUCCGAUCACAAUCAUCUACUCAGAGUGGGGAGUCUGAUCUUCCUCAGUGUGGGCCAACUUUUGCCUCAUCAACUAGCUAAUUUUCACACUAUCAAUUAUAUCUAUCCAGUGGGCUACAAAAUCGUGAGGUUCUACUGGAGUAUGAGGAGGCCCAAUAAACGAUGCAGAUAUGUCUGUUCCAUUCAUGAUGUCUCUGGGAGGCCAGAGUUCAGGGUCCUCGUGCAAGAACCUGCCCAAGAGGAUGUUGAGUUGAGGGAUGCAUCCCCCAGGGCUGUGUGGAGUAGAAUUCUCCAGCCUCUGGCUGAUAUGAGGAAGAGUACGAACAGUGUUCAGUUGUUUCCAAGAUACGUCUCUGGGGAGGAUUUGUUCGGUCUGACAGAGCCUGCCAUCGUUAGAGUCCUGGAGAGUCUCCCUGGGAUCGAGACGUUGACGGAUUACAGACCCAAGUAUGGGAGAAAUCCUCUCCUGGAGCUGCCGCUGGCUAUCAAUCCAACUGGAAGUGCCAGAACUGAGGGAAGACUGCGUAAUCAAUUGCCUUGGAAGAGGCCCCACACUCAGAGAACUGGCUCCUCCGCGAGAGCUACCUAUGCUCCAGCGGCUGCUGUCGCUGGAGAAGUGGCGUGCCCUUAUUCCAAACAGUUUGUACACUCCAAGAGCUCACAGUACAAGAAAAUGAAGCAGGACUGGAGGAAUAAUGUCUACUUGGCGAGGUCCAAGAUCCAGGGCCUGGGUCUCUAUGCGGCGAGGGACCUCGAGAAACAUCAGAUGGUUAUUGAGUAUAUCGGGGAGAUCAUCAGAACUGAACUUGCUGAGACUAGGGAGAAACAGUAUGAAGCUAGGAAUCGAGGAAUUUACAUGUUUCGACUUGACGAAGAACGGGUGGUAGAUGCAACGCUGUGCGGUGGCUUGGCGCGUUACAUAAAUCACUCCUGUAAUCCCAAUUGUGUCGCCGAGAUCGUUGAAGUUGAGCGUGAUCUCAGAAUUAUUAUUUUUGCUAAACGAAGAAUCUCACGCGGUGAAGAGCUGGCAUAUGACUACAAAUUUGACAUUGAAGAUGACCAGCACAAGAUAGCAUGCGCCUGUGGUGCGCCUAACUGCCGCAAGUGGAUGAACUAAUUGAGCUCAAUCCACAAAACACUGUUGUUAUUGUUGCUAAGUUUUUUCGGUAGGUUUUACAAUGGAGAUGAUUGAAAACAAAUUAUAUAUAUAUAUAUAUACAUAUUAUAUAUAAAAAAAAAUGAAUAGACAUAUUAUUUAAUUUGUAAAGUGCCAUUGCAGUUUGUCUAAAUGAUCGAUUAUAGUGAAGUUGGUGCUAUGCCAUCACGACAUUCCUCCAAAGUUGUACAAUAUUAGCUUUUACUUGAAAAAAAAAAAAAAAAGAGAAAUGAAAGCCGCAUUAUGGUGGAAAAAUAAUGGAGAGCGGAUCGAAUCAACUUGUAAAUUUCAAUGAAUUAUGUAAUGAAAAUUGAUCAAGUGUGGAGUUUUGAGGAGGCUAAUGGGUGGUGAAUGGAAGGAGGAUUAAUGAAAUUUGUAUCUUUAUAAUUGUGGGGUGUGUGGAGCCAAAAUGAUUUUUAAAAGAAUAAUGGUUUAUCCACGUUGUAAUAUAGAAAACAUUUAUUAAUUAAUGCAUAUACAAUUGCACUCGUGUCUGUACAUAGGUAGAAAUCCAAUAUUAUUUUCAAUCACCAGAAAUUAAAUGAAUAAUUAAUGAAAAACAAAAAAACAACAAAUUAUGUAACAUAACAAGUACCUAAUGUAAAAUUAUAUACAAUUAUAACUAUUUGAUUAUACAAUAAUAAAUCAAUAUAAAAAAUA
Diachasma alloeum is the source of this 18545-nucleotide messenger RNA. Its product is annotated as histone-lysine N-methyltransferase 2C. Gene Ontology annotation, molecular function: transcription coactivator activity; histone binding; histone H3K4 methyltransferase activity. The coding region runs from base 180 to 17846 and encodes 5888 amino acids. The record is from RefSeq and is a predicted model, not a curated record. Lineage: Eukaryota; Metazoa; Arthropoda; Insecta; Hymenoptera; Braconidae. Gene Ontology annotation, biological process: positive regulation of transcription by RNA polymerase II. The transcript is spliced from 14 exons. Gene Ontology annotation, cellular component: nucleus; MLL3/4 complex.